ACCAAUGUAUGCUUUUAUUACUUACAGUUUAUGUCAUUUUACUUAAAUUUUAGUGCACAUACAAGUAAUAAUGUUAAGCCUGAACGCACCAUGUAUACCAUGGGCCUGGAGUGCUUUCAUGCAAUGCCAUUAUAAAACAUUAGUAAAAUUGAAGGAGAAAAUGUGUGUAGAUGCCAGUAUUUCUAAAUGGACCGACAGAGAGACAGAUGCUAGUCUCUCAUUUCAGCACAUCAAAAUACAGCAGUCACUUAUCGAUAGACUGAUACCUGCCAUCGCGAAGUUGGAAGGUCCGAAUAGUCAUUUGCGAAUUGAAGCUUUAACUCCAAGAACUUUUGCUAGUAGCUUGUUGCAGGCCUCGUCCUCUGCACAUUUCCAAUACACUUCAGUACGAAAUUUCAGAACAAAAGCUUCACAUAGCAAAAUAGAACUUGAGCAGUUGCCGCAAGAAAAACUCAUUGAAGACAUGGUGAAGAACACAACUAAAUCUUUGGAUUUGAACACAAGAGAAGCCAUGAGCUUCACUUUGGGCCUAAAAGAAGGUGUUAGCUUAAAACCACCUAAUGAAGAGUCUGGUUCUUUUAAAUGGAGGAGGGUUGGAUCGAUAUUUUUUGUCGGCAUUGUAGCAUAUACCAUUUAUAAUUUGUUAAUGUCUAAUGAUUUAAAUAAAUCGGAAGGUUUUGACGGAGCCUCCGGUAAAAAGGACUACAGAGCAGAAAUUCCUGAUGUUUCAUUCGAUGAUGUUAAAGGAAUAGAUGAAGUUAAGAAUGAACUCAAGGACGUUGUUGAGUUUUUACGAGACCCUGAUAGAUUCACCGAUCUUGGUGGCAAGCUUCCCAAGGGUCUUUUAUUAGUUGGUCCUCCUGGAACCGGUAAAACUCUCUUAGCUAAAGCUAUUGCUGGAGAAGCAGAUGUUCCUUUUUAUUUUGCUUCAGGAUCUGAAUUUGAUGAAGUGUUUGUUGGAGUUGGAAGUGCAAGAAUAAGAAAACUUUUUGCUGAAGCACGUGAAAAUGCACCUUGCAUAAUAUUCAUAGAUGAAAUCGAUGCUUGUGGAAGCACCCGAACAUCAUCCCCAAUUCAACCAUAUGCAAGACAAACAAUAAAUCAACUCUUGCAGGAAAUGGAUGGAUACAGUGAAUCAGAAGGUGUUAUUGUGCUGGCUGCGACAAAUAUGUCUGAUGCUUUGGAUAAAGCCCUAACAAGACCUGGCCGUUUCGAUACACAGAUCAAUAUCUUACCACCUGAUAUCAAAGGCAGAAAAGAAAUACUGGAACUCUAUUCUUCAAGGAUAGUGCAUGGUGAUGAUCUUGAUUUGGACAAAAUUGCCUGUCUCACUGGGGGGAUGACUGGAGCUGCUUUAUCUAAUCUAGUGAAUCAAGCAGCUCUCAGAGCGGCUCAACAGAAUAAGUCAUAUGCAGAGCAGUCUGAUUUUGAAUUUGCUCUCGACAAACUUCAUUUGGGACCUGAAUUGAAAACUCGCGUCAGAACAGAAGCAGAAUUGGAACUAACCGCUUACCAUGAGGCUGGUCAUGCUUUAGUUGCCUAUUAUAGUCCCAAUACGCCUUCUAUUUACAAAGCUACUAUUGGACAAAGAGGCCCUGCACUUGGACACGUCUCCUAUAUUCAGACAGAAGAAGAUGAAACUGGCUCCACCAAAGCAAAGUUACUAGCCAUGAUCGAUGUUGCAAUGGGGGGAAGAGUUGCUGAAGAAAUAUUGAAAGGCAGUGACCAUGUUACAACCGGUGCGUCAUCAGAUUUGAAACAGGCUACUAAUAUUGCCUAUCAAGUUGUCUGCUCAAUGGGUAUGUCAGAAAAACUUGGUUUUAUGCAGUAUUCCUACAAACAUUCAAGCCCAGAGACUAAACUCAAAAUUGAGGCUGAAGUGAAUGAAAUCCUUAAAACUUCAUAUGCAAAAUCAAAGGACUUGCUCACAAAGCAUUCUCACCAACAUAAACUGCUUGCUAAAGGACUUUUGAAAUAUGAAACACUGACUCUUGAAGAAAUAAAAACUCUGCUAUCGACACAAAACAUCAAAUCAGUAGAAAAAAUGAGGAAUCAGACCUUGUCACAGAAUGUUCCAGAAAACUCAGAACUGAAACCCGGUACUGAUAGCAUUCCCUCACCAAUGUAAAUUAUUUGUAUCUGGUAUUUAAUCAUAACUUGUCUUUUGUGCAUAUUAUUCUUCAUUUCCUUCGCAUUGCAAUUUUUAUCGAAUUAUAGUAAUAAAAGAAUUCAUUUGACAGAA
Messenger RNA from Styela clava, 2242 nucleotides. The record is from RefSeq and is a predicted model, not a curated record. Lineage: Eukaryota; Metazoa; Chordata; Ascidiacea; Stolidobranchia; Styelidae.